CUCUGUUGUGCCGGGCUGACAGAUGAGACCGCUGAUCCCCGCUGCUCACUGCUGGAGAGGAAGAGGAUGAGACCGUCCUGUAGCACAGACUCCUGAUCACACUGAAGCCUCCAGAAUCUUCUCUGGACCCUGGGACACCAUAAUCAGAAUCUUGCACAAAGAAUUUCAACAUGAUGUCAAAAAGAUGCUUCAUUCUAUUUCUGCUUCUAGCUUUAAUGUUUCCUGUGGUUGCAGCUAAUAGGCUGCUAAAAAGAAAGCCUCAGGACCAUCAAAAGCUUUGUGUGUGUGCUAGUGACAUCAUCAGCUGCUCUAAUGGGAGUCUAACCAACGCCACCUUCGACCUUCCUCAGCAUACAGUAGUUCUGGACCUCGGCUUCAACUCCAUCACUCAACUCCGUGCUACAUGGACGUCGACUGAUCUCAACCAGCUGCAGACGUUACUGCUGAACAACAACAACCUCACCUUCCUCUCCUCUGAGGCCUUUGUGCACACGACAAGGCUACGUCACCUGGACCUCUCCAGCAAUCGCCUGACCCUCUUGGACGAGAUCGUCUUUGAGCCGCUGGAAAACCUCGAGAUACUUCUGCUGUUCAACAACUGCAUAUCUCAAAUCGACCGCGCUGCCUUCCACAGCAUGGUCGCUCUGCAGAAGCUCUACUUGAGCCACAAUCACAUCUCACGCUUCCCUCUGGAGGUGCUGAAGGAACGGAGCAAGGAGGACUCUCCUUUCAAACUGCUGGAUGUCUCCUUUAAUAGGAUCAAAGUUCUUCCGGUGAAGGAGCUUCAGGCCAUGCGCGCCUGGCUCAAGAACGGUGUCUACUUCAACAACAACACUCUGACAUGCAGCUGUGAGCUGCAUGACCUGGUGGCCCACUGGCACCUCAGGGAGCUAAGCUCUGUGUCUGACUUUGCAGACAGCCACACGUGUAACAUGCCAGGUAAACGGAAUGAAAAAAUCCUGAAGCUGAACUGCAGUGAAGUCAAGAUUCUGAAGAAAGAAGGCUACUUGGAGGAGACCAUGGUUCUCGACUGCGACACCAGACAAAAGUACAUGGCGAAGAGAUGGGUGCUGCCUGGAAACAUAUCAGCAAACAACACCACCGUCUUGAACGGUAAUUUCCUCAACAUCGGGCCGCUGAAGGUGGAAGACUCUGGGGUUUACACCUGCUACGCCACCAACGAUUCCCUCAGUGACACACUCCACAUUACUGUGGUGGUGUUUAACUCCACUAAGAGGGGCGGGUGGGAAGAUCUAAAAACAGCGUACACCACCCUGGGAGCAUGUGUGGUCAGUAUAGUUUUGAUCCUGGUCUACCUCUACGUCACGCCCCACUGCUGCAGUUUUUGCUCAGGUGGGAACACGGAGCAGGACGGCACCGGAGAGAGCCUUCACUCCUCCACUGUGAGCCUCCCUCUGGCCCACGAAGAGCGGGGAGCGGAGGCCGCAGGAUUCGCCUUCAGGCACGGGGACAUGCAGGAAAGCAAGAACGGAAGACUGAAUCCAAUAGGCGAGGACGACUAGCAGACAACGAGGAACAGAGACAGAGAGACCUGAGGCGGCAUCUGCCAGCUCCGAUGUUCCUGUGGUGGGAAAAACAAUAUCAAAGCAUUGCAGAAACACCAAAGAAGUAUUUCUGGUCCAGUUUAUUGAGAAAAUAUCUUAGAACACUUGAAACAAGGCCAAACUAACGCAAAAGUAACUUUUCAGCAAGACAUAGGAGCCUGAUUUAAGUCAAUACUUGCUCAAUAUUGAUGUUAAUAUUGAUGAAAAAGUACUAGUUAUAAGUGAAAUUACCUGCCAGUGGAAGAAAAAAUUUUUUCCACAUUUAAAAUUGGGAAAUGUCUUGUUCCACUGUCUUGUACAACUGCGGCUAACAAUUAUUUUAGCAAUCAAUUAUAAUCGAUUAUCUUGAUUACAUUAGAUUAGAUUUUCUCUCGGUAUUUUUGUAGGUGUUUUAGUUUGAGAAAUGGUUUAUUUCGCAAAAAUUGCAAUGAAAACACGUUUUUCCCACGUCGCACGAGUCAUGUGAUCAGCAUUAUUAUGAUCAUGACAGAUUAAUUAAUCGAUUAAUUCGACUAAAAAAACUAGCCCAGUCUGCUGAUUUUCAUUUAAUACUUUUUAUACAAUAUUACACUUUAAAAGACAUAAUAAAUUAAAUAAUUUGAUUCAUUUUAAAUAAAUUGCUAAAGCUAUCCAACCUGAGGAGUUCUAAGUAGUUUUAUUUAUUAUUAUAUUAUUGUUAUUAUCUUAAAUGCAAAAUGUAUAUAUUUUUGCAAAGUUUUAGCUUUAUUACUGCUCUGACUGAGUUAUUCAACAUAGACCAGCAAAAUGGCCUAUGUUGAGUCUGUAUGCUCCAGUUAAUGAUUAAUUAGUUGAUAAUUAUUUUUUGAUCAUCAACUACUCACAAUGAAUCCAAUUAAUUAUUUCAGUUCUACUGUCUUGUUACACUUACCUGAUUAUUUCACUUAACUAGUAAUUAUUUACUUUAAACAAGCUCCUGCACCUUGUUGAAAAGUUAUUUAUUAGUUAGUUUUGUCUUAUUCCAAGUGCUAACAUGUUUGUACCAGAAACUAGACCAUAUGCUAAUGGGUCAGAGCAGAGAAAUGUCAAGAAAAAACCAGGAUGUGUGAGGCGGAACAAAGGCAUCAUCACUUUGAAAUACCAGGACUUUUGGCUUCAGUCAGAAAACUUCAAUUUAGUUUUCAAUGAUUCUUUCAGAAAGACAAUAAUCCUAAAACAUGUGACCAGAUCAACAAGGUAACCACUCACCAGACACAGAAUCCAGACCUGAAACCUUCAGAGUGAAGUCUGGCAAAGCAGAUUUUAUUUUAACGUUAUUUACACAUAUUUGCCAAGAAGUGUGGACGACACUGUAUGCAGCUUUAAUAAAAAUCCUUUAUAAAUGCCUGAAAUCUCUCAUAAAACAAGUAUACUUGCUGUGCACUUAAGAACAUGAGCAUCUGAGUUAUUGUUUGCACUUGUAAUGGAAGUACUUGAAAUGCUUUUAGGACCACAAAUACUGAGAAACACAAGCCACUGACAAACCGCAUGAGAACAAAUGGCAUCCAAUGGCAGCAAAGAAAAGAGAGAUCUCAUCCUGUGUGGCUCUCAGUGCUGAAACCGAGAUGCUCAUAUUAUGCAAAACAGGCAAAGCUUUUGAGAUCAUUAUCAACAUUAGCAGUUCAUAUUUGAUGCAUUAUGUUGCAUUCCUGCUGUUUUGUUUUAUUCUUCACAAUGUAUGGUGUUUCUUAGGCAAUGUAAUUAAUUGCCUAAGAAACAAUUGUGAUCAAAGUUUAAAUACUAAUGUGUCUUUUUCCACUAACAGAGGCCUUUGCUUUUGUGAAGCACACAUUUAACAUAUUUUUAAAGUUUCAGUGAACUAACCUGUGCAACAGAAGCAUUACCAUCACCACUGUGCUUAUUUUAUGUUUUAUUAAAG
Messenger RNA from Gambusia affinis (western mosquitofish), 3441 nucleotides. RefSeq names its product amphoterin-induced protein 1-like. Bases 171 to 1523 code for a protein of 450 amino acids. Gene Ontology annotation, molecular function: protein binding. Gene Ontology annotation, cellular component: plasma membrane. The transcript is spliced from 2 exons. The record is from RefSeq and is a predicted model, not a curated record. NCBI's taxonomy places the organism in Eukaryota, Metazoa, Chordata, Actinopteri, Cyprinodontiformes, Poeciliidae.